Molecule: messenger RNA, 303 nt
Organism: Saimiri boliviensis boliviensis (Bolivian squirrel monkey)
Lineage: Eukaryota; Metazoa; Chordata; Mammalia; Primates; Cebidae
Source: RefSeq, a predicted model, not a curated record
AUGCCCAAGAGGAAGGUCAGCUCAGCCGAAGGGGUGGCGAAGGAAGAGCCCAAGAGGAGAUCGGCACUCUCGUCAGCUAAACCUGCUCCUGCAAAAGUGGAAACGAAGCCAAAAAGGCAUCAGGAAAGGAGAACUCUUCAGACUAAAACAAUGCAAACAAAAGGGAAUAGCGGAGCAAAGGGAAAACAGGCCAAAGUGGCUAACCAGCACACUAAAGAUUUACCUGCAGAAAACGAAGCAACUAAAACCGAGGAGAAUCCAACCUCUGAUGGAGCAGGAGAGAAAGAAGCCAAGUCGGAUUAA